Molecule: messenger RNA, 1682 nt
Organism: Impatiens glandulifera
Lineage: Eukaryota; Viridiplantae; Streptophyta; Magnoliopsida; Ericales; Balsaminaceae
Exons: 6
Coding region: 264-1661 (465 amino acids)
Biological process (GO): fluoride transmembrane transport
Cellular component (GO): membrane
Molecular function (GO): fluoride transmembrane transporter activity
Source: RefSeq, a predicted model, not a curated record
AAGAAACUGUAUGCUGACUUUUAUUUUCCGGCAGAAAAUUUGCAUGAUUUUCGAGAAAUUCUUCUUUUUUUGCAUGCUUUACACUGUCGAUUGAAAAGUUGCUUACCAAAUCACCAGCCGAAACGGCUCCAAUUAGAAAGGAAUGGAGCGUUCGGCUCUACCGAUCGAAAUGAACGAUGCGAUAGCGUUUAAUCUGAUGGAUUUAAGAUCGCCUUCAUUUUCCUGAUUCCUUAGAGCCAUUUUUUGAAACAGUGUUUUUGGAGAUGGAUGGCUUCCAAUCCAACAGAAUCAAUGAAUCUUUGGAUAGAACAAUCAGUAGUAGGUCUUCUUCAUUGACCAGACGCUCGUUGAUCUUAUCUGGCACUUCUCAUCCUUGUGAUGAUGAAGACAUGGAAAAUGAAAGUGUAUCAGAAGCCGGUGAUAUUGGAGACAGGGCUCUUCUUGGUAGUAGAUCCAUAGGAAGUGGUAGAUUUCCAUCUCAUUCUAUUGACAAUUCAAUUGAAAGUGGAUCUGCUGUUCCAAUUCCAGAGGAUGCUCUUCUACAAUCUUUCAGGUUUCGAUCUCAGGAUCCCAACUUGUCAAGCAAUGCCUCACCCGUGUCCCCAUUGGCCCAGGAUAUAACUGCAUCCCUUUCCACGUAUAAUAUCGUUAGCUCUAGUGAUCAAAAGCUAGAAAGUGAGAAAAAAUUGCCUUGGCUAGUGGAAUAUGUUUCGUGCCUAGUUCAUCUUGCCAGUUUUGGGAUUCUUGGGGUUUUAACUAGAUAUUUAUUGCAAAAAUUAUUUGGGCCUGGGGAGAUUGGUGCUACUAGUGAUCACAGUUAUAUGUAUUUGGAUCUUCCUUCAAAUAUGGUCGGGUCAUUCUUGAUGGGGUGGUUCGGUGUGAUUUUUAAACAAGAUAUCGCCAGAUUUUCCGAGCAUAUUCAGAUUGGCUUGACCACUGGUUACUUAGGAAGCCUCACUACCUUUAGUGGCUGGAACCAGAAAAUGAUCGAACUCAGUGUUGAAGGCCGUUGGGUUUUCUCCGUGCUUGGUUGUGUCAUAGGUUUAUUUCUUGUGGCCUACUCCAUUAUCUUUGGUGUGGAGACAGCUGAGGGGUUGAGAUGGAUCCUGAUGAAAAGGUUCGAUUUCGAGAGGAAAUGGAAGAUGGAGGGCGGUUACAGGUCCCGAUUGGUACUGAUGGUGAUGUUUUCAGUCAUAUUGGCAACUUUAUGGAGUAUAAGUGGGUCACUUGAGAGGAAUGAGUUUCAUAAUGGUGGCAGUAGAGCACAACUUUGGCUGGCUUGCCUUGUUGGACCUGUUGGCGUGUGGAUAAGGUGGUUUCUAGCCAGAUUUAAUGGUCGAGGAAUAGGGAAAUCAAGAACCUUGAAAUGGGUUCCAUUUGGAACUCUAAUUGCCAAUGUUUCAGCAGCUUGCAUUAUGGCAGCUCUUGCAACUAUGAAAAAAGUGGUUAAUACGAAGAAUUGCGAGACGAUAGCGAGUGGAUUCCAGUUCGGGUUGAUGGGUUGUCUGAGCACGGUUUCUACGUUUGCUGCAGAGUUUCAUGCAAUGAGAGUAAGCAAACAUCCUUGGAGGGCGUAUGUCUAUGCCACAACCACCAUUCUUGUUUCUUUUGUCUUGGGAACCCUCAUAUAUUCUGUCCCUGUUUGGAUCAACAAAUACUAGUUAAACAGGAUAUAAUUCUUC